CGUGAAUGGCUGAGGAGAGAAAGAUUCGCAAACCAAAGUGGCGUGAUAGGGCUUUGAGUGUGGUUAGAUUCCGCGUGAUGUGUUUCCCCUUCUUCUGUUUGGCUGCAGCCAGUUGCUAGACCAUCAGCCCCAUACGAACUGAGUAGCUUUGAUAAUCACCAGUAACUGUAAUGCAGAAUGAUGAAUGUUAACUCUAGAUCAGGUAAUUGACUAAGGAUUUAUAUGCAACUUCUUGUAGUCCUCCGACCAGAAUAUCUAGAUCGUUCCUUCAAUUUUUCUGCCUCAAAUGGUUACGAAAAUUGCGAUGGUAUGCUAUCGAGGAGGAUUAACACCAACACUGCCCCUGUCUACCGUCAUGAAGUAGCUUCGCAAUCCAAAAGUUGUCGUACUGGCCAAAAACGAGCUCGCCCUUCUGAUGUGCCAAGCAGCAGUCAUUAUGCCAAUCGCGUUAAUCCGUCUAGGAAAAUGUUUUAUGAUUCCGAUUCCGCUGUGUCUGAAAAGAGCUCACACAACAAUUCUUCAUCGCCAUGCCCGUCAUAUGUGUCAAAAUAUUCUGGUGAUUCCACUGCUCGUAAUUAUAAUUCCAGGUCUCAUUCGCGCCCCAGCCGUCCUGCAAGUGGAGCAAGCACAUCCAAUACCAGAUCACUGGCACAUGGUCAAGCAGAACAAAUCCGCAGGUCGCGGGAGUCCUCUACAUUUGCCCUUAUCAACGCUCAGUUGUCAAAGCCACCUCUCAGCCAGGUGAGAGACAUGUAUAUGGCAACCCGGAGCGGGUCUGGACAAGCAAAUUCUUCUGCGCGUACUACCAAGAAGGCAAAUCUUUCCGUCGUUCACGCUAUUAUAAGAUGUCGUAUAAAGAAAUAUCUAAUUGAAGUACGCGACUACAUACGCCGUUGUCUGGACGCAUUAUUCUCCCACAUGUUUGAAAAUUAUGAUAUAGCGUCUAGGGAUACCCUGGCAUCUGACAUACUCGGAAUAUCACCCCUACCGUGUAGUCCUGAAUGUCAAUAUUGUCCAGAAAUUAUGCAAAAGACCGAAUAUCCGAGGCAACGAAAACGUGAGUCCAGGAGUAGUAAGUUACACCUACCUCAUCCAUUUACUCAGAUGCCAAGUACUUCUAGUCAGUUUCCUGGUUCAUUACCGCACGUGACACAACCAUUGAUUCCAGCUUGUCCAAAUCAAAUGCCUCACCCUCAAAUUCUAUCCCCAGAUUCUACAAUACUAAAUGUUAACUCCGAGAAUAACAUCUGUCCUAACGAAUCAAGACCAGUGGAAUGUCGUCUCGGCGAUUCACCUGAUACCUCUUUCGACUGCAGACUCAGUCAGUACACAUUUCCUGAAUCGAGUGCACUGUUAGAGAUACCUUUACCUUCAUAUCACAUAGACGAUUCUGAUUCCCCCAACAAGAGUAUAGAUCUGGGCAGUCCAUCGCACCAAUUGUCAGAUGAUUUUGACAACAAAGAUUGGCGAGCAAAUGAUGUUGACUUUGGUCCAUGCAAAGAAGAGUUUGGUGACUCAGUUUCCUUAGCUUUCGAUUCCAGUUCCGGUACUCCAUCCAGAAUUGAUGACAGCCUUUUCGACCCAGCAUAUGAUGCUGGUGAUCUAAUGCAUCACUUCACUAUGGAUAAACAUCCAGGUCUCCAGCUCACCAUAAGCCCAUAGCGCUCAUCACCUGUGUAUAGAUGCCUCUGUGUGCGCUCCCUGAUUUCGCCUAUAUCCUGUUUCGUCAUUGCGUGAUGACAUACAUGGUACUGGUUCAUAUGUAUAUACCACUUUGCCAUGAACAAAUGCCUGUGUUAUCCUUUGCACUUUUUUCACAUUUUUGACACUGUUCAAAAGAUAUAUUUACCAAUGCCUUUCUUAAUCUAAAUUUGCAUUUUUUGUGUAAUAGAUUAUACAAUAAACUUUAACUUGGAU
Trichobilharzia szidati is the source of this 1917-nucleotide messenger RNA. The record is from the annotation of a GenBank genome assembly. NCBI's taxonomy places the organism in Eukaryota, Metazoa, Platyhelminthes, Trematoda, Strigeidida, Schistosomatidae.